This is a messenger RNA of Uranotaenia lowii, 426 nucleotides long. RefSeq lists its product as uncharacterized. The record is from RefSeq and is a predicted model, not a curated record. Lineage: Eukaryota; Metazoa; Arthropoda; Insecta; Diptera; Culicidae. The coding region runs from base 19 to 375 and encodes 118 amino acids. The transcript is spliced from 3 exons.
CGCCAAUCAUUUUGCACUAUGGGUGAAUUGUUAUUCUUUCCCACUUUUGAUGGAACAUUUUGUUGCAACUGGCCGUUUCCAGUCAACCCUGACCCCGAUCGUUCGCCAACGGAACGGAUUCCCCUAGCAUUCAUCAAAAUUCGAGGAAAUUCGCUACACCGCUUAGCAUCCGAUGGAACGGCUAGUGAAAAAUUCAAGAAGAACCAAUUAGACAGAUGGAUCAUUAAUUUUGGCUGCCCAUUCUUGCGAGGAAUCAGCCAACACCGAACGCGAUCGUUUGCCAGUGCGACACAUUUUAGCAGAAUUCGAGAAAAAUGGAAUCUUCUAUUCCUCUGCUGUACAGCAGACGGAAUUUCCGAUAUAGGAUCCCAGUAGGAAAGAAUCUUGCAAGCCAAACAACCUGAUUGUCCUGCCCAGUUACCCAGG